Molecule: messenger RNA, 4760 nt
Organism: Arvicola amphibius (Eurasian water vole)
Lineage: Eukaryota; Metazoa; Chordata; Mammalia; Rodentia; Cricetidae
Gene: Rfx5
Product: regulatory factor X5
Exons: 9
Coding region: 1038-2807 (589 amino acids)
Biological process (GO): regulation of transcription by RNA polymerase II
Molecular function (GO): DNA-binding transcription factor activity, RNA polymerase II-specific; RNA polymerase II cis-regulatory region sequence-specific DNA binding
Source: RefSeq, a predicted model, not a curated record
GGGCGACAGGACUUGGGUGCCAGCAGGACCAGCUUUCCGCAGCUCCUCACCCGUGCGCACGUGCCCGAAUCUGGGACCCGGUUCCCCGCAGGGUUUCCUGCGCCGCGUCUCGAGAGUUCGGAGACCGAGACCCCCUCCCGCGCCCGGACCAGCACCAGGGGAUGGGGUGGAGGGGCUCGAGGGGAGUACGGACGCCACGGGGUGGGAUGUCGUGGGAUGACGUAGGGUCCGCGCCGCGGCGAGGGGGGCAGCGGGGGAAGCCGUGGCGAGACUCAGUAAUGAGAACUUGGGCCCAGUUUUUUUCAAACCUGCAAGGGCCGAGUAUGUUCGUAUCCCUUCUGACCUCCCAGGCAAAAUCAAUGGCGAAGAGUCUAAUCUCGGAGAACUUUGGUUUGUCGUUAUUGUUAACCCCCUCGGGGGCGUGGGGGGGGGGACGGUUGCAGCACUGAGAGAAAUUAUAAGAUUUCUUUCUAAUGUGGAUUCCCCCACUCCUAUCUCUUCCCAUAACAGUUUGCCAGAUUUGAGAGGCUUCAAAAGGUGGGGCAUAUAGCAUGGAGAUGUCAGAGAUCUCUUUGGGUCUAGAAGGGUCUGACAAAGUAACGGAAUAAUUCUAAUUUUAGAGAGGGCAAGUGGUGAGGAAAACCACUGGGGGAAGCUUUGCUUCUGUUUGCAUUUCUGGGUAGAAACAGGAUUGCCCUGGGGUUCAGGGGAAAGGAAGCUUGGUGGGAGUUAAAUUCUCAGGUCUUGUCUUCCCCCAGCGUUAGUCCUCAUGCUGGAAUGGCAGAAGAUAAACCUGAUGCUAAGAGCCCCAAGACCGGGGCAAGGCCCCAAGGUGGUGCUGAAACUGGGGAACCGACCACCCUUCUUCAGAGGCUCCGAGGUACCAUUUCGCCGUGCAGAACAAAGUAGAGGGAAUUCUGCAAGAAGUACAGAAGUUCUCUGACAACGACAAGCUGUACCUCUACCUCCAGCUGCCUUCAGGGCCCAGCGCUGGAGACAAAAGUUCAGAACCAAGUAUACUUAGCAAUGAGGAGUAUAUGUACGCCUAUAGGUGGAUCCGCAACCACCUGGAAGAGCACAUGGACACCUGUCUGCCAAAGCAGAGCGUCUAUGAUGCCUACCGAAAGUACUGUGAGAGUCUUGCCUGUUGUCGCCCACUCAGCACAGCCAACUUUGGUAAAAUCAUCAGAGAGAUCUUCCCAGACAUCAAGGCCCGAAGACUCGGCGGUCGCGGCCAAUCCAAAUAUUGCUACAGUGGCAUCCGAAGGAAGACCUUGGUAUCUAUGCCCCCAUUGCCUGGACUUGACUUAAAGGGCUCUGAAGGUCCAGAAAUGGGCCCAGAAGUGACCCCGGCACCUCGGGAUGAACUGGUCGAGGCAGCCUGUGCCCUGACAUGUGACUGGGCAGAGCGGAUCCUGAAACGGUCCUUCAGUUCCAUCGUUCAGGUUGCCCGCUACCUGCUGCAGCAGCAUCUCAUCUCUGCCCGAUCUGCACACGCUCAUGUGCUUAAGGCCGGCGGGCUCACUGAAGAGGAUGAAAGAGCCCCUCGAGAACGGUCGUCAUGCAAAUCCAAGAAUGGUGUAGAGAACCAGGAAGGUGGAGGUCCUAAGAAGCCAGAGAGACCAGCCCAGCCUCCUAAGGAGCUAGAGGCCCGAGCUGGGACUGAAGCCCCAGGACGUGGAGAACGGAAGAAGAGUGUAAUUGACAGCUCAGCUCCAGCAGCCAGUAAGCCUCAAGUUAAUGCCCUUGUGGCCCGACUGCCUGUGCUCCUUCCCCGAGCACCACAAUCACUUAUCACACCCUUCCUGGCUUCUAAGCUUCCUUCAGGCACUCUCAAAGUAGCUACAUUGCCUCUGCCCACUGGAGUUGGGGGACCCCAGGCAGGGGUGCCCAUCAUUAACAUGAUCUUACCACCUGUUCCUGCUUUAUCAGGUGCUGGGGCUGGACUUGGGCCUGGGCCUGGGCCCGGGCCUGGGCCUGGGCCUGGACCUGGACCCGGAUCUGGACCCGGACCCGGGCCUGGACCUGGAGCUGCGCCUGGGCUCGGAGCUGCGCCUGGGCUCGGAGCUGGGCCUGGGCUCGGAGCUGGGCCCGGGCUCGGAGCUGGGCCUGCGCCUGGACCUGGACCUGGGGCUGGGGCUGGGCGAGUUCCACCUAGGGCACUCAUUCUGCCUCGAGGCACAGAGAACAGGGAGGGAGGCAUAAGUGGUGACACACGACCCCAUGACAAGGGUGUCAAAAGGACAGCUGAAGUGCCUCUGAGGGAAGCCAGUGGACAGGACCCGCCAGUUAAAGAAGUGAAGCAAGAGACAGAGGACACAGUAAGUGAAGCGAAAAGGAAGCGGGGACGCCCUCGGAAAAAGCCAGCUGGGAAUGGGGAGAGACACGCUGCUCCUGCUCCGGAGAAGCCUCCAGCUGCAGCUGCUGUGAACUCUCCCCGAACACCAAGGUCACUCUGGGAGAUGUGGGGCUCAAAGGGGGAAAACAACUUAGUUGGGAGACAAGAAAGACCAGGGCCAGUGGGUGAAGCUGAGAAGGAAGCAGUGCCUCCUCGAGGUCAGGAAGAUGGCACUGUGUCCAAAGGAGAGAGGAGCCUGAGUGCCCAGCCAGCCAAAGACGCAGGAGAUAAGAUGCCUCUCAUCACCUCAAAAGUGAGUGUUAUCAGAGGCAGAAUUCAAAAGGAUGCUCUCCCGUUGAUAAAGGGAGAGGCUGACCCUGCAGCACAGGUUAACAAAGGGUUAAAGGGUCCUGUACUUCAAAGUUCCCUAACCCAUGAGCAUAAAGACCCCAAAGCAACACCCCCAUGACAGGUGUGUGGGGAAGAAUGGCUAUGUUCAUGCCUGCCUGGUGGAGACCCUUUUCAGCACCUGCUUCUCAUUCAGCUACUAGUCUUUCCCUAAAGGAGCCCAUUGGCCUGGCUUGUGUAGUGCCUGGUGGCUGCUUCAGACCUUCCCGGCUCAGUCCUUGACUUUAGCACAAGCAGUAAAUCUGUAAUGACCUUCUCACCUAGAUCCCUGUGCUCUCCUGGGGGCAAUAGAGAGAGGGUAAAUGUGAGUGUAGGGUAGAGAUACCCUGGCUUCUAAUCAUAGAAAACUCAGAACUCAAGAUAAAAGCUAUUUAUUGGUUUAUGAAAUUGGAAAGUCAAGAGGCGGUACUGGCUCCAGGUGAGGCUUGAUCUUGUUGCUCAGUAUGUUUCUCAUUGCUUCACCUAAUGUAAAAUCAUUCUUAGUUCAGACCACUUAACCGCUGCCAGCACUCCAAGGGUUGUGUUUGACCAUUAUAUCUAAGCAGAAAAAAAAAGGGUAUUACUGUGUCAGGAAUCCCAGCAAAAACCCAAAGAUUUACCAUGAUUAAACCAACCUGGGUCAGGUCUAUACUUGACCAACUAGUGUGGUCAGGAAGAUAUUUAUGCUAAUGUGUUUAUUAUACAUCAUGGACGAGCUUUGGAGAAAAGGGUGGAAUAGGCCUUCUCACACCACAGACUCUCCAGAUGGAGACAGGGUGGGGUGGAGAGUUGCUGGGAGUGUCUUUUAGCUUGCUAGGCUGAGGUGAGCUAGACUGCUGCUUUUGCGAGUCUUACAUUUCUCUCACCGUAACUCCUAUCUCACUGUAGUCUGGGAAGGACAGAGAGGAAGCCAUUCUCUUCAGAGUCUCUUCGUUCUCACAUGACAGCGUUUCCCCUCUGCCUCACAGGCAGCGCUCCUUUAUGGUCUGUAUUUUAUGUUCUCAGUCCUACCUCCCACCCACCAGUCUGGUGUCACGUUCUCGAGGACAAGUCUUCAUCCACCAGGUGUCAGUCUCUUGUCAUCCAUGUGUCAGGUCCUAGCCAGGACUGUCAGGUUAGGCUAGGUUAACAGAGGAGGUGGUACCAAUUCUGCAAAUCAGGGAGCACCAGGGAAGGAUCCAGACACUGCAGAGCAUCCUGGGAACAGCAAGAAGCCAGCCCAUGGUGAUUGAGGACCUACUCUGUCUUCUCCACAGGAUAGCUUCUUGUCAGGGAAUCUUGGUUUUUUUUUCCCCAAGAAAUACAGAUUUUCUUUCAGGGAGAUAUCAUUCAUCUGUCCAUUUAUUUCCACAAGAGCAGAUUUUUAAAAUUAUAAUAAUAUUUGAUAUCUAUAAAGAAAUAUGUACUAUAAAUUAUGAAAUGAAAUGAGUACCUAUGACCCGUCAUUCAACUUAUACAUUGAAACAUUAAACAUACUAUUAGGUUUAUGCCCCUCUUCCCGGCCUCUUCUUAGAGAUAACCACUGUCUUUAAUUUUAUUCUCAUUAAUCACUUGUUUAUGUAUAUUGGCCAUGUGUGUAUAUAUUCUUUAAGAAUGUAUUAUUAUUUUGUUUUGCUUGUAUUUUAGCUUUACAAAAAGUUGUACUCUUUUAGUCCCUUGAAGUUUGCUCUUUUGCACUUAAAAUUGUUUCUAAGAUUCAUCUACGCUGUAAUAGCUAUGAUUCAUUCAUUUUCAUCUGUAUAAUACCACAGCAAGCACAUAGAACACAACUUAACCAUUCACCUACUGAAUAACAUUUGGGCUGUUUCCAAGUUUUUGUUAUUAUACACGAUGCUGCUAUGAACAUUCUUGUAUAUGAGUGCCUUUGUUUUUAGUAAGAUUUCUAAAGAGGUUUCUAAGAUGGUCCUAGACGGUCCUUUUGGUCUGUGUACCCUGUGUUGGGGACCGUUGCCUCUUGUCUUACUUUAUGGAAGAGUUUACAUCAUAUUGAAAUGAACUGUUCUUGAAUGUUUGAUAAAACUCACUUAUAAUGCCA